AUGGCGGUGACCUCCGCCAAAGAACUCAGUGCAGUCGCUGGCAUUACUACGAAACUUCACGGUCUUCUCCAGAACGCUGCAGUCAGCAAGCCACAGACAACGAUCGAGCCUCCACUGCACGUUGAUGAAUUUCUCGGCCCGAUCGCGAGCUUACAUGAUGAUUUACCACAAGACUUUGAUCAGGUCUACCGGUUCAGCUUGGUCGAGACAGCAACGAGAGAUGUCUUCUAUGAGCUCAUCAGCACAACCGACAUCGAUGAUCCCAAAUUCGUGACCGUCUGGAAUUUACUGGAUAUCAUCUUGAUCUGUGGCGAUCAUGGCAUGUGUACACCAGAGUUGGUCUGCUGGCUGCUCGAAGAACUUCUUGACAGUCAAACCACGUAUGGGUGUCGCAAUGUCUUUGAUUACUUAGAACUUCGUCGCGAGAGACUCGCCCAGAAGGACUUUCACAAAAAGAACCUUGUUUUCUUGCGGUCCUGCAAUGAACUGUUGAGACGAUUAAGCCGCGCUGAGGACGCGAUUUUCUGCGGUCGGGUCUUCUUUUUCCUGUUCCAGACGUUUCCUUUGGGAGACAAAAGCUCGGUCAAUCUGAGAGGAGAAUUUCACACAGACAAUACCACGAACUUCGAUGAGCAGGGACUGGCUGCAGCUCAUGAUGGCGACGACGGCAUGGAUGUCGACAAUGCCUCACAGAGACCAGAAGAUGGCACCACAUCAGAUCCUUCAAAAUCAAGCAAUAAGUCCACGAAUACAAAGGAUCAAGGUGGCAAAAAGGACGAGCGGACACUACCAAAUCAUGAGCUUUAUCCGAUCUUCUGGCGACUACAACAUGACUUCUCCAAUCCAACUCGACUGUAUGAAGGUGCAAACUUUUCAGCCUUCAAGCAGGGUCUCUCAAGCACCAUUGCAAAAUUCAAAAAGUCCCCGACUGUGGUACAGGCUAAAGUGCUUGACACUGACCAUCACAGAGCGAAGCGGGAAUCUGGCGAAGAUGCUUCAAUGGACCAGGACGACGAUGGCCUCAUUGACAAUUACAACCCUAAAUAUCUGACCAGUCGUGACCUUUUUCACCUUGAGCUUAGCGAUCUCGCUUUUCAACGGCAUAUUCUUGUGCAGGCUCUCAUCUUGAUUGAUUUCCUACUUUCCCUAACGGAAAUGGCGAAGAAGAAGCGAGAUUCGCUCAAUUUCCAGAACAAAUCAUUACUCUAUGCCUACACCCUCAGUGAUGAAGAUGCGAAAUGGGCCACGUCAACAAGAGGGACAAUCACGACCUAUCUUGGAUCGACACGAGACGGUCGUGAGUAUUGUCGAAUGAUCGAGACCGUGCUUGCCAGGGACAAGAAUUGGAUCCGAUGGAAGAUGGAGAGCUGUCCAUCUAUUGUGAGGCCGCCCGUGUCCACCGACCUCGAAAUGGCGGCGCGUAAGGGUGCACAGGAUAUUACGCGCCCACGACGUAUGCCUGAAAGAUCUGGCGGUGGACUCAAUUUAGGUUUCCUCGAUGAAAAGAGCACUGGGGACAUUCAGUCACUCGCAUUACAUACGAGGUACGAGUCGCCAAGUAUCCAGACGCUGACUGAGGGGAUAAAAAUGGAUCAGCUGGAUGCUGAGAUGGCCGAUGAUGCAGAACUGGCCCGUUAUCAGACCAGCAUUGCAAACAAGAGAUGGCGGGCAUUACGAACGGUACGAGCAACAGAUCUGGCACUUUUAGAUAGAGUGGACUCCACCAAGGACUUUGACCUGGAGACUGCGAUCAGACCGAAGGAGCCUCAGCGCGAUGAAUCAUCUGCAGAUCGUAGCGUGGAUGAGGUUGGACCCGACUUGGCCGCAGCGGAAGGUCAUGCCGUCGAAUAG
This is a messenger RNA of Dissoconium aciculare CBS 342.82, 1851 nucleotides long. RefSeq lists its product as uncharacterized. Gene Ontology annotation, cellular component: THO complex part of transcription export complex. The transcript has a single exon. The coding region runs from base 1 to 1851 and encodes 616 amino acids. Gene Ontology annotation, biological process: regulation of DNA-templated transcription elongation; mRNA export from nucleus. Lineage: Eukaryota; Fungi; Ascomycota; Dothideomycetes; Mycosphaerellales; Dissoconiaceae. The record is from RefSeq and is a predicted model, not a curated record.